Molecule: messenger RNA, 6017 nt
Organism: Trichomycterus rosablanca
Lineage: Eukaryota; Metazoa; Chordata; Actinopteri; Siluriformes; Trichomycteridae
Gene: zdhhc9
Product: zinc finger DHHC-type palmitoyltransferase 9
Exons: 9
Coding region: 1-1143 (380 amino acids)
Biological process (GO): protein targeting to membrane; peptidyl-L-cysteine S-palmitoylation
Cellular component (GO): endoplasmic reticulum; Golgi apparatus
Molecular function (GO): protein-cysteine S-palmitoyltransferase activity
Source: RefSeq, a predicted model, not a curated record
AUGUCGGCGGUAAUGAUUACCAAAAAGGUGACCCGAAAAUGGGAGAAGCUACCUGGAAAGAACACUUUCUGCUGUGAUGGACGAGUAAUGAUGGCCCGCCAGAAGGGAGUUUUUUACCUCACCCUGUUCCUCAUCGUCGGCACCUGCUCCCUCUUCUUUGCUUUUGAGUGUCCAUACCUGGCUGUUCACCUCUCUGCAGCCAUCCCGGUCUUCGCCGCGAUUCUCUUCCUCUUCGUCAUAGCCAUGCUGCUGAGGACGAGCUUCAGUGACCCCGGGGUGCUGCCUCGUGCCCUGCCUGAGGAGGCCAACUUCAUCGAGAUGGAGAUUGAGGCAGCCAAUGGCAACGUGCCAGCUGGGCAGCGCCCUCCUCCCCGCAUCAAGAACGUGCAGAUCAACAACCAGAUCGUCAAGCUGAAGUACUGCUACACCUGCAAGAUCUUCCGGCCUCCUCGUGCUUCUCACUGCAGCAUCUGUGACAACUGUGUGGAUCGCUUUGACCAUCACUGCCCAUGGGUUGGAAACUGUGUAGGGAAAAGGAACUACCGGUACUUCUACCUGUUCACGCUGUCUCUCUCUCUCCUUACCAUCUACAUCUUUACUUUUGACAUCGUCCAUGUUGUACUACGAUCGGUGGACUCUGGAUUCGUGAACACUCUUAAAGAAACUCCCGGAACUGUUAUUGAAGUUUUAAUUUGUUUCUUCACACUCUGGUCUGUGGUGGGACUGACCGGCUUCCAUACCUACCUGAUCUCCCUGAACCAAACCACCAACGAAGACAUUAAAGGCUCAUGGUCUGGGAAGAACCGCCUCCAGAAUCCUUACAGUCACAAGAACCUCAUUAAGAACUGCUGUGAGGUGCUCUGCGGCCCCACUUACCCAAGUGUAUUGGACAGAAGGGGGUUGCUAUCUGAAGAACCUGCUUCUUCUAAUGCUGCUGCCACCACAAAUAACCCAGUUCUACCCAAAACAAAAACCACAUCUCCUCUGAUCCCUAACGAACACACUCCUGAUGAGGCCAAGCCCGGUAUUGCAGCUGCCGCUCAGAAGACCACGUCCAGCUCGACCAAAGACGAGAAACCAUCCAGCCCGGAAAAGCCUCCCUCUAAAGCCAGUCCUACUGUCAUCAAAGAAUCAGCCCACUAGGGUUCUCCUGCAGAUCACUAUUUUUAGGAGAAGUGAACAUUUUAACAGUAUGAUGGACCACAUGCUGUAAGACUCUAAGACUAAUCAGCGUCCAUGUGGAAUUGAAGGUCUAAUUAAAGUGCUGCCUGACUUCAGAACUAAGGAUUUUGAAGGCACCCACCAUGGCGCUUGCUCUUUCUUCAAAACACUGCAUGAGAAAAACACCUAUAAGGAAAAACAUCAACACGAACUAUGUUGAACUAUGUUGAUGCUUCCUGCACUAAUUUCCUUUAAGUGGCGUUUCUGAAUGGCUCGUCUAUGUUUCAUCUGUAAACAACUGAUGCAUACAAUUGUUCAACAGGUCCUAUGCAACACAAAACACAAUACAGAGUAUUGAAGUCCUACAGAAAUCAACAACCUGGACACCAAAAGAAUGAACUAAACUGCGCUUUGGCCUAGAUCAUGCCAACAUAGCAACCCAUCAUGGUCAUUCGUAUUAGAUUCUAAGGUCUGUGAGCCUUUGUACUGCUUUGGUUUUCCAAAAUGUUGUUCAAUGAGUGGCGCUUCACCAAGAAUUACGAUCAGCAUGAAGUAUAUACAAAUGUAUCAGGUGAAUCUGUGCUAAAAGAGAAAGAAGAGUGGUGCUUGUGUGUUUGUAAGGAUCAGCGUAGUGUACGAAGGGCCCGUUGUUGACAGACACUAGUAACAGUGCCUUAUCUGAAAGCUGCACUCUCAGACGAGGCCAUUUCAAUCUCAAUCUCAGUUUCAUUACAACAUCCACAUCAUAUAUGGGUAUUAAAUGUGUUUUUAAAUAGGACGCUAAGCAAAAAUCAUAACGUUGAGAAAACAAGCCAUGGUGUACGUGUACAUAGUGUAAAACUGUUCAAAAUAUGUGUGGAAGAAUUAGCCUCCAUUGCUUGGUGAGCAUGCUCCGUCCUGCUUCAACAGACCACACAGGGCCGGUCCUGGAACCGCCACAUUGUCAGUAGAAUCGUUUUUUGGGUGACUGCAGGAAAGUAGGGUAUAAAGCAGUACUUCUUAACCCUUUAACAGCUGGAGCAUAACAGCAGGCAACAGUACACCAAUAUGUGUAUGCAUAUAUUGGAAAGAUUGGCCCAUGGUAUAGACGUCUGGGCUGCACCAAACGUCUGUAAUGUUUAUAAGGUUAAGAAUUUACUCUUAUAAUCUUUAGCUAUUGUGAAGACAGUGUAUACAUCUGGAUUCAACCAAGUCAAGUAAAAAAAGUCAUCCAAGUCAAAAUAAUAGACUGGAAAUCCAGCUGCUGAUCAGACUACACACCAGUGUGGAUGAAUUUUGGACCAUUACGUGAUUUCUGCUGUUAACAGCCUUUUUUAGGUCCAUGCUGUAGCAUAUUUUAUGUAUUUUUAAACCAUUCUGUCAUUGAUUUUUGGGUCAUUGCAUUGUCAUUGUGAUCCUAAGAUAACAAAGCACCACAAACCUAUAAUACUUCAAAAGUUUGGUGUUGGUGCUUUUUUCCCUCAGACAAGUUUAGCUUUUACUUCACGUGUCAACAUACCAUAGUGGUGGAUCUAUCAUAUGAUGUUCUGCAAAUCAGUGGUUUAUCCGUCUUGUCUGUAUAUGUCUUCACCGCAUAUCUCAGCUUAUUUGGAAGCUGGGGUCAGAGCGCAGGGCAGCCAUUGCUCAAAGCAAACAGUGGGUGCAUGGCAGAGCCAGGAAUCAAUUUGGUAACCCACAGCCCUGUCCAAUAAGCUACCACUGUCCCUUUAAUAACAAAGCACCUCCAAAUGAUAAUGUGCCCUCCACCAUGCUUCACAGUUAGGAUGAUACUUUGGUGUUGGUGCUUCCUCUCAUAAAAAAGUUUAACUUUUAUUUCACAUGUCCACAUACCACAGAACAUUGAUCCAGAACAUGGUAGAUCUAUCUUAUGGUAUUCUGCCAACUCAGAACAAGCGAAUCAGUGGUUUUAUCCAUCUUGUCUGUAUUCAAAUUUAUAAACAUGACCAAGUUUUAGACAUUCCUGCAUCAUUAUUCCAUGUUGUGCUCUUUCUGUACUCAUUUUAAUACUCUUACUUCUAGAAAGAGUCACUACAAUCCUGAUUUUAUUUCUCGUAGGCAACAGUGUGGAUGAAUUUGGACCAAUUUGGGAUUUUUUGCAUGGUAACCAUUUAGUAACCAUUCUGUCUUUGAUUUUAGUUGUUUUGAGUCAUUGCCUUGUCAUUGACUGUUCAGAACAUGUUUCUUCAAAAAGUGUCAGCAGGUCAUGUCCUGAGAUAAUAAUAAUCUAGGGGGCAGACCUUUAUUUAUUAUAUAUACAUAGACACAUGCUUUAUUCACAUAUCUCUUAUCUCGCUUAUUUGGAAGCUGUGGUCAGAGUGCAGAAGUAGCCAUUGCUCAAGCCAAACAGUGGCUGCAUGGCAGAGCCAGGAUUCGAUUUGGUAACCCAUAGCUCUGUCCAAUAGGCUACCACUGUCCCUUUAAUAACAAAGCACCCCCAAAUUAUAAUGCGCCCUCCACCAUGCUUCACAGUUGGGAUUUUGGUGUUGGUGCCCGCCCCCCCCCCCCCCCCCCCAAACAACAUUGUGCUCUUUCUGUAUACAUUUUAGUACCAUUACAAUCACUACAAUCAAAAUUUUUGUCUUGCAGGCAACAGUGUGGAUGAAUUUUAGACAAUUUGUGAUUUUUUUGCAUGGUAAACAUUUGGUAACCAGUCUGUCCAUUGAUUUUACUUUUUUACUUUUUUUACUAUUUUGGGUCAUUUGAGUUGGUAACCCACAGCUCUGUCCACUAGGCUACCACUGCCCCUUUAAUAACAAAGCAUCUCCAAAUUUUAAUGCGCCCUCCACCAUUAUUAUUAUUAUUAUUAUUAUUAUUAUUAUUAUAUGUUUUGCAAAUUUAAAGAAAAUCAGUGGUUUUAUCCAUCUUGUCUACAUACUGGAGUCACUGCAGUCCUGAUUUUGUUCCUGUUAUACUGCAGAUUAUACCACCAACACCCAGGUUAUAUAAAGGUCUUAAAAACUGAUUCAAACUAACACUAGGGUUACGUAAACAUAUCUUUGCUUGAAAGAGAAUGCUCUUUUUAGGGUAGGGCACCUCUACAAGCUACGCUUUCUGUCUAAUCCCAAUAUUUAAAACACCAGUCAUAUUUCUGACUAGAUUAUUACUCAAUAAAUAACUAUUAAUAACUAUUUAAUAAAUAUUAUUAUAUGCAGAAUGGAUGUCUAUUAUUAUGACUUGGAUAAAGAUAAAAACAUGUAUAAGUAACUAAUCCAGAAAAAAGGUCAUUUUAAAGGUUCCAAACAUUUUUAAAUCACAACUAGAUAAUUCAGGAUCAAUAUGGUGUGUUUACACUGAUUUCGACAGAUAAACUGAAGGAAAAUAAUAUGCAAAAUAAUAUUUGAUGAUCAUAUUUAGUCCAUGCUUUCUGUAGUCUGUGAGGGUGUCUUUUGUUUUUUGGUGCAUUUUCCUUGUUGUCAGGUAGACUAGGCACCUCUGCGUAUGCUUAAGCAAAUGCUAAGUAAAAGGAUGUACAGUGUAGAGUGAGGAAUGACAUUUACUGCAUUUAGUGUCUCCAAAUCUGUGCAAUAUGUUUUAUUAAAUCAUUAUUCAUUUUUUAUAGGGAAGAAGUGUAAUUUAUAUGUAAUUCCACUCAUUGUUCUUCUGACCACUAUGAUGAAGUGUUGAAUUAAAAAGGAGAACGUGUUCAAUCAGUACAGUAUUUGUGUAUUUAGUGGAAUAAUUCGGUUGUAAAAUGUGAAAUAAUAUAAUAAUAAUAAUUUUAGCUUUAUCUUUAUUCUGAACGUACAGACACAUACACCGAACAGGCAUAACAUUAUGACCACCUUCCUAAUAUUGUGUUGCUGCCCUAUACACAACAAACUGUGAUGCACUGUGUAUUCUGACACCUUUCUAUCAGAACCAGCAUUAACUUCUUCAGCAAUUUGAGCUACAGUAGCUCGUCCCCAUGAGCAUCAAUGAGCCUUGGCCGCCCAUGACCCUGUCGCCGGUUUACCACUGUUCCUUUCUUGGACCACUUUUGAUAGAUACUGACCACUGCAGAAGAGCCACAGUUUUGGAGAUGCUCAGACCCAGUUGUCUAGCCAUCACAAUUUGGCCCUUGUCAAACUCACUCAGAUCCUUAUGUUUGUCCAUUUUCCUGCUUCUAACACAUCAGCUUUGAGGAUAAAAUGUUCUUUUGCUGCCUAAUAUAUUCCAGGUACCGUGAUUAAGAGAUAAUCAGUGUUAUUCACUUCACCUGUCAGUGGUCAUAAUGUUAUUCAUAGUCGAUGUGUAGUGAGUGGUGUAUGGACUGCUUGUAGGAAAUGCUUAUGGUUGUGUGAGUACUUUUUAAUAGUAAUACACCAUAUCUGGUUGGUAGGCAUUAAAUGAAGAGUUUAUCUGUAGCUUUAGGAGUAUUUGCCACAACAGGCAAAAUUUGGUUGUAUUUUAGUUAACAAAUUUGACUAGCAAUAGAAAAUAGCACCCACAGAACUGAAUUGGCAAACUUAGAGAUAUUUGAUGUGGUUGUGCAAAUUUUUUUUUUAGCUUUGUUUACAGAUAUGCUGUAAAAAUAGAUAUUCCUAUCAGAUUAGCAUGUUUUAUGGUGAGUAUGAUGCUGUGAACUGUUGUAUGAAGGAUUCUGGUUGUUUAAUGAUUAGACCUACAGUGCAAAAAUAAUCAACCUUACAAAAUACAAUCUGAUUCAAUCUAUAAAUAAUCCUAAUGUCAUUGUAGGAAAUAAAGUCAUUGUCAGGGAUGUAUUGAAUAUAUACGUUUACAUUGUAAUGUGUAUACAAUAUAAAGCAUCACAUGUGAAUUAUGUUCAUGUUUACUUUGUGUUAAUAGCUUUGUGAUUAUUUCAUACUUUGAAUUAUUUUCCAUGCUGGAUUGGUGUGUAUGAAUGUACAUCCAAUAAA